Hemiscyllium ocellatum (epaulette shark) is the source of this 1663-nucleotide messenger RNA. RefSeq names its product gastrula zinc finger protein XlCGF49.1-like. Gene Ontology annotation, molecular function: DNA-binding transcription factor activity; RNA polymerase II cis-regulatory region sequence-specific DNA binding. The coding region runs from base 498 to 1298 and encodes 266 amino acids. The transcript has 2 exons. Gene Ontology annotation, biological process: regulation of transcription by RNA polymerase II. The record is from RefSeq and is a predicted model, not a curated record. NCBI's taxonomy places the organism in Eukaryota, Metazoa, Chordata, Chondrichthyes, Orectolobiformes, Hemiscylliidae.
AACGCGGAAGUCGCCAUGUCAAAGUGAACCUCCCUACCUUUGGGCAACUCUUCAUCCUGGGAGGGAAACAGAGAUGGGAGGAGGGGAAACUGUUCACUGGUAGCAACUGGAGUGAAUCCAGGGAGGGAGCAGACUCCGCAAACUGAGUGUAUUUGAAGAUAGAAGAUUCAAAAUCGACGCAUGAAGUCCUGAUGCCCAAAACGUUGACUCUCCUGCUCUUCGGAUGCUGCCUGACCUGCGCUUUUCCAGUACCACACAUUUUGACACUGACCCUCCAGCGUCUGCAGUCCUCACUUUGACGUCAAUGUCUGACAGUCACUCAAUCCAGUGGGACCGCAAACAAUUUUUAACCGUGAGUCUGUGAGAAGGUGCAAAGCGUUUUGGUUCCUGGAUGAGAGACCCUACUGAUGCAGCACAUCGAGUGUGGGGCGUGUAGCAGCAGGAAUUGAUGGCCGGGAGGGACUGGAAAGGUAUUCUGUGCAGCUGAAGCUUCGACCAUGGAGAAACCCGAGGAAUCCUGCCCCGUGGAGAAACAGUGGAAGUGCAGUGAUGGUGGGAAUGGCUUCUGUUUCCCGUCUGCCAUGCAGAUUCAUCGGCGCAUCCACACAAGGGAGAGACCAUUCUCCUGCCCAGAGUGCGGGAAGGGCUUUGCCCACACCUCCGCCCUGAUGAGGCACCAGCGGGCUCACACCGGGGAGAGGCCAUUCCCCUGCCCCGAGUGCGAGAAGGCCUUCAGCAAUUGCUCCGACCUACUGACCCACCGGCGGGUCCACACGGGGGAGAGGCCCUUCAGCUGCCCCGAGUGUGGGAAGGCCUUCAACACUUCCUCCAACCUGUUGAGGCACCGGCAGGUCCACACUAGGGAAAGGCCCUUCAGCUGCCCUGAGUGCGGGAAGGCCUUCAGCGAUUCCUACCACCUGCUGAGGCACCAGCAGGUCCACACAGGGGAGAGGCCCUUCAGUUGCCCCGACUGUGGGAAGGCCUUCAGUAAUUCCUCCACCCUGCUGAAGCACCGGCGGGUCCACACCAAGGAGAGACCAUUCCCCUGCCCUGAGUGCGGGAAGGCCUUCAGCGAUUCCUCCCACCUGCUGACCCACCAGCAGAUUCACACGGGGGAGAGGCCGUUCUCCUGCCUCGAGUGUGGGAAGAGAUUUACCCAGGCCUCCAACCUGCUGACCCACCGGCGGGUCCACACGAGGGAGAGGCCGUUCAGCUGCCCCCUGUGCAGAAAGGAUUUCACCCGCUCCUCCCACCUCCGGAGGCACCAGAGAGUUCACAUACCGUCGCAGGGGGAUUGAAGGAGCGACGGCCGAGUGCCAUUAUCGACUGGACCAUCAACCCAGUUCCAGGGACUCCCGGAUUUGAAUCCCACUGCGGCAGAUGGCGCUAUACAGGGUCUGGGUUGAAAUUGCUGAGUGAGGCAAUACUUCCUCCAGGUUAAGGCUGUACCAAGGAUCCAAUUACAAAGGGACAACUCAGUGGUGACCAAUAGUAAAGAAAGUGGUGGGGGGGGAGGGGGGGAAAGAGUGUGCGCUUUGACUUUGAGCUGUUUAAAAAGCUACUUUUUCUCUGCCUUUUUGCUGAGGGGAUCUGAAGCUGUAACAAAGUUGGGUUGCAAUAAAGGUUACCUGAACUUGCUGCUGGGUUCAGACUCUCAUUGAAA